Messenger RNA from Morchella importuna, 444 nucleotides. RefSeq lists its product as uncharacterized. The coding region runs from base 1 to 444 and encodes 147 amino acids. The record is from RefSeq and is a predicted model, not a curated record. NCBI's taxonomy places the organism in Eukaryota, Fungi, Ascomycota, Pezizomycetes, Pezizales, Morchellaceae. The transcript is spliced from 5 exons.
AUGUCUGCAAAUGGCUUCUGCGUACGUACAGGUGCUGCUUAUUUCGCUCAAGAGCUUCUUUCUACAUUCUCAACCUCUUUAGGUGAGGUCUCACUGCUUCCGGCAACAGGUGGUGUGUUCAUAGUCGAGAUACAUCACCAAAACCCAGCUUCAAUAUCCGAAGAUGGGUCGGCGACUGUAAAAACUGUCCUUUGGGAUAGAAAAAUUGAUGGCGGAUUCCCCGAAACAAAGGAACUCAAAAAGCGAGUGCGUGAUGUGAUAGACCCCAGUAGGGAUCUCGGGCAUGUUGAUGGAAAGAAAAAGCCAAGUACAGAAAUAGUGCUAUCGUCUGUAGUAAGGGAAACAAACGAAACACAGGGAGAGCAGGCAGGACAGGCCCAGCAAACUAACCCCGCAUGUGCCCCAAAAGACGGGAGUAAUGUGGCCUGCGAAGAUUGUAAUUGA